Selaginella moellendorffii is the source of this 2026-nucleotide messenger RNA. RefSeq names its product beta-ureidopropionase. The coding region runs from base 118 to 1896 and encodes 592 amino acids. Gene Ontology annotation, molecular function: beta-ureidopropionase activity. NCBI's taxonomy places the organism in Eukaryota, Viridiplantae, Streptophyta, Lycopodiopsida, Selaginellales, Selaginellaceae. The transcript is spliced from 7 exons. The record is from RefSeq and is a predicted model, not a curated record.
AAGAGUUUUUGGGGCUCGCGAGCGUUUUGCCGAGCGUUUUGGAGGGGCGAAAUACAGCACUGGGCCGGGCGUUCGCUUCUUAGGAGGACAAAGGGAUCUGCAAGACUGGCUUUUGCGAUGGAAAUUCACGACGAGGAGAGAGUGGUGCACUGCUCCUCCAUGGAUCCAAAUGACGUCGACGAGCUCCAUCCAAAGGAAGAGAACGACGAGUUCAACGACGAGGAGGUCGCGCAGUGCGGCAGCAAAGUCGCGCUCUCGGCUCGCAAGCGCGCUCCGUGCACUGCAUGGACGGACAAGGAGGCGUUUGCGCUGCUCGACAUCUACUACGAGAAGUGGAUCGAGACGAGGAGUGGUGGCUGCACCGGGCUGAGCGAUCGCGAGUGGGCCGAGGUUGGCGAGUCGCUCUACCGGCGCUGCGGUGGCACGCUGCGCACCGUGCUGCAGCUCAAGAGCAAGAUCGACAAGAUGAAGCGGAAGUUUAAGAACGAGCAGCUCAAGGCGAGCACCACAGGGAUGGGGAAUUCUACGUGGGUGUUCUACGAGAAGAUGAGCAGCUUGUUUGGGCUCAUGAAGAAGAAGCGAACGACUCCUUUCUUGAAGAGAGCCGCGGAUCGAGAGCUGAGCGGAGACGAGCAGGCCUGCGAUGUGGAGGAUCUGGAGAGAGUUGGAGGUGGCGUGGUUGCUCUUGGCGAUGUUCCUCAGGAUGGUGGCUCGGAUUCGCUAUAUAGGCUGCUCAAACAUCAUCUUCCACCGGGUGUUUUCAAGGAAGCAAGCAGGAUGAUCUUGGGAUUAAACAAUGGGAGUGUCGUAGGAAUGCUGCCUUUGCCUCCAGCAGUAAUGGCAAUGUCUACUGCUGCCGACUUUGACCUCCAGGCUUACAGGUUUACUGCUGCCGAGGAAGAGUUGCGAGCUCCUCGUAUUGUUCGUAUAGGCGUCAUCCAGAACGCCAUAGUUCUCCCAACUGAUGCUCCUUUUGCGGAUCAGAAGCGAGCCAUCAUGAAGAGAGUCGGGGAUCUGAUCGAAGCUGCUGGAACUGCCGGUGUCAACAUACUUUGCUUGCAGGAGGCUUGGACGAUGCCUUUCGCGUUUUGUACGCGGGAGAAAACAUGGUGCGAGUUUGCCGAGAGCGCGGAGGAAGGCACGUCGACGAAGUUCUUGCAAAUGUUCGCUUGCAAGUUUAAGAUGGUGAUCAUCAGCCCCAUCCUGGAGCGCGACGAAGUCCACGGUGGAACCUUGUGGAACACGGCCGUGGUGAUUGGAAACAAUGGAAACGUGAUUGGAAAGCACAGAAAGAACCAUAUCCCUCGCGUUGGAGACUUCAACGAGAGCACGUACUACAUGGAAGGCAAUACGGGCCAUCCAGUGUUUGAGACCGCGUAUGGAAAGAUCGCGGUAAACAUAUGCUACGGGAGGCACCACACUCUCAACUGGCAGGCGUUUGGGAUGAACGGAGCGGAGAUCGUGUUUAAUCCCUCGGCAACAGUGGGUGACUUGAGCGAGCCAAUGUGGCCGAUCGAGGCGAGAAACGCUGCAAUAGCAAACAGCUACUUCGUGGCCGCGAUCAACCGGGUUGGCACCGAGGUUUUCCCGCGAGCUUUCACGUCGGGUGACGGGAAGCCGGCUCACAAGGGGUUUGGACACUUUUACGGGUCGAGCUAUGUGGCGGCCCCGGACUCUUCGUGCACGCCGAGCCUCUCGAGGCUCCAGGACGGGCUCAUGGUCGUGGAUGCCGACUUGAAUCUGUGCCAGCAAGUCCGAGACAAAUGGGGCUUCCGGAUGACCGCUCGCUAUGAUCUGUAUGCCAACUUUUUCAAUGAGUAUACAAAGCACGCGUUCAAACCGCAAGUUAUCAGCGAUCCCCUCCUCCACUCGGGCCUCGAGGCACACAGCCUCUAAGAUCAAAUCAAAUAAAACAUCUUCAAAUUAUCUAAAAACGUUUCUCAAAGAUAUCAUUUUUAAUCCCUUGCAAACAAAACCAAUGUAGAAAAGCUAUACUUCAAAUGAUCUAAAGCUUUUCUCAUUUCUA